UUUUUGUUGAUUUUUAAAUAUCAAGAUUUGCAGUUCCUCUCAGAUCCUCUUGAAGGCUUUUCCAGCGGCUCGGAGCCAUGGAUCUAUUAUAAGAUCCUUUUAUACAUCCAUAUUUGGAGCGUGUUAAAACUUGCAGCUUUUUCUUACAGGCAGUGACUAAGGACAGCCGUGCGCGCCACAGAAAGACCUCAAAGAGCCAAGAUGGCUGCCCCCGUGACGGACGCCGGCGAGUUUGGGAGCUGGCUUAAUGAUCGGCUGGACUCGCUUGAAGUGGACCGUGAGGUGUAUGGAGCCUAUAUUUUAGGGGUCUUACAAGAAGAGGAGAGUGACGAAGAGAAAGAAGAUGCGCUUCAAGGGAUUUUAUCCGCAUUUCUGGAUGAGGACAAUGUGGAAGACGUCUGCAAACAGAUCAUCAAGCAGUGGACGGACCACUGCAGCCAAUCAGCCAAACGUGUCGCCGAUGACGUUGAGGUCCAGGCCAUCGCCAGCAUGAUAGAAAAACAGGCUCAAAUCGUGGUGAAGCAGAAAGAAGUGUCUGAGGAGUCAAAGAAAAGGAAAGAAGCCCUGCUCGCUCAGUACGCCAACGUCACAGACGAUGAGGAUGAAGGUGAAGAAGAGGAGACACUGUGUGGAAAUAACUUGCCUGCAACUGAUAAAUCCCUGUUCAAAAACACCAACGUGACCGAGGUCCUGAACAGACAGAAGCAACAGCGGGACCAGGCUCGCGAAGACUCUCAGAAGAAGAAAGAGACGGACAAGAUGCAGCGGGAAAAGGACAAACUCGCCAAACAAGACAGAAAGGAGAAGGAGAAGAAGCGUACACAGAAAGGUGAACGCAGGAGAUAAAAAAAACCCAAGAGAAAGGACUUUUUGUGUAUUCAAAAAAGGAUUUGUUAAACAACAGAGAAAGAAAAAGAAAAACAACACUCAUUGCCUCUUUUUAUCUAAACCUCAUUUGCACCUUCGGCAUGUGAACAUGACGUCAUCAGACCCUCCUUGUUAUUCACUUCUUGCAACUCUCAAUACGUGUCAAGAAAAAAGGAUAUAAAGUGAUAUUAUUAUAAGAUGUCUAAGAAUAAAGCUGCAAAUCGUUAUAUGAUGAAUACUUGUGACAGUCAGUCUUACAGUACGUCAAUGAAAAUGGAUCUUUAUACAUAUCUGCCAAUUUAUCGUUGGUUCAGCUGAGUAAAUCCUGAAACAUGAAUGAGUCAGUUAAAAAAAAAAAGAGAAAUGAUAUGUUAAUCUGAUUUGUGCUGUGUCAAUAUCUUGACUUUUCAUUUCUGCACAACUUUAAAGUGAAGACAGGUGUUUCAUGUCAACGUUUUUUUGCUUUCAUUUUGAUGCUUAUAGUUUCAGUUUUACCGUCUAUGCAUUUUUCCUCCGAGGAUAAGAAGAAAGGAAUGAGUUGCUAAAUUAUACCUCAAAUUUAUCACAUACUAUGAUUUGAAUGUUUAUAAUGGGGUUUAAAACAUCUUUUUAAAUUAAAAAGAACAUUUUGAAGCA
Molecule: messenger RNA, 1503 nt
Organism: Scomber scombrus (Atlantic mackerel)
Lineage: Eukaryota; Metazoa; Chordata; Actinopteri; Scombriformes; Scombridae
Gene: ccdc43
Product: coiled-coil domain containing 43
Exons: 5
Coding region: 202-846 (214 amino acids)
Source: RefSeq, a predicted model, not a curated record